AUGAAGUUCAGUAUACCCACUGAAACAGAUACAUAUGUGCUGGAUGACACUGGAACAGAGGUCGAUGAAAAGGUCUUCAGUGACAUUCUGGAGGAAAAAAACGACAUCCUGUGGACCGUUGUUGACACUCUUUCAGUCACUGAUGGUAAGUGGUCAUUUGAUCAAAUUGUACUUUGCAAGGUUACAGUAUUACAACACAAAAACUACUGGUUCUCAGCAAUAUCCUGUUUAAAUUAAAUUUUUUCAAUAAGUUAGAAUUUGUUUUUCAUUGUUUUCAGAACCAAUCCAUUUACCUAUGAAACAUGUCAACUAGAAUACUGACCUGAGCACUCAGUUACCAACUGUCAUGGACUAAAUUGCUUAAUAUGUGGCCGUAUCAACCACAACUGAUUGUAGCCUAUUACUGGUAUUAAAAAACAAAAGCAGAUGCACAGUUUUACCAUCCCAUGCUCUCACCUACUCUUAAUUGAAACUGUGGGUCAAUUAAUGAAAUCAUCAGUAAAACAUGUUUUUGAAAAUGAUGUGCUCCCUCUUUUCAGACUCUGCUGCAUCUUCAUGCACAGACACCUUGUCACUAUCAUCACGCUCAUCAGAGAGUGAUACUUUUCUGAUGUCUCUGAAAAGACACAACAUUGAUGACAUCUUUCUGACGUCUCCAAAAAGACCAUGCAUUGAUGAUGGCAUUCCAAAGACCCAAAAAAGUCAGCAUAUUGAUGACGGUUCUUCACAGGCCAAAGAGGUGAGUUUUUUUUUUGUUCAUUCUUUUGCCAUGUUAUAGAUGUGUUUUUGACAUCAACAUUUUUUGUUUGGCUUAUUUUUAUUUGUUUUUAAGCUUGUCAAGAGAGUUCUGGAACAAAAGCCCGGAGGGGAGAAAAUACUUAAAGAAUAUGCAACAAAAGGAGAGAUGAAGGAUCAAACACCGUGAACUUGUCAACAUUGUUGUCACUGAUAUGUUGGAAAAGUAUGGGUAAGUCAAAUGCUUCAUCGUGCACGAUUCAGUCGAGUAUAUUCAUAGUAUUUGAUUGUUCAUAAAAAAACAGGUGGUUGUAAUCAAAUGAGAUUAUCAGCAAAGGACAACAAUGGCCAGUAAAGUGUGGCCUUGCACCUUAUGGCUAAGUAAUGCCAUGAAAAUAUCAAUAUUCUAAUCUAAACUAAUCAUUACCAAUCUGCAAGACACACACAGCCAUGCAACUUGAAUAUUGCUUAGUAGUUUAUUUGAGUUGACAUGUCUAGGGUCCCCAUUGUAAAUUGUCAUACAGCCUUUUUCCCUGUCAAUGCAACUAUCGUUUACUCCCACAGAAGAGCUCCGCCAAAGGACAAAAGAACACAAUAUGCAUUGGGGAUUGUGACACUGUUCCCUUUUCUAAAAGAUCCCUACUCGAAAAUGGGCUAUGUGAGUAUAUAUUUUAAAGAGAAGUUAACCAACCUUUUUCAAAUUAUGAUAAUAAAAAUAUUGUUGUUUCAUAGGAGCAAUAGAGACAGGUUUUUCUUGUAGAGGCAGCAAGGGGGGCAAUUAACAUUCUUCAAAAUGGAAGUCAAUUCAGUACUGUGUUAAGCAUAAUAUUUUGUUUGUAAAGUUUGUUGAUAAAUGAAUAAUGUUUUGAUGCAUUUUCUAUCUUAUAGUUCCUUUCACUAUGUGUCUGAUCAUGCUUAAAUUUCUUAAUUUUUUUAUCAACAUUGUUUUUAGGAGCAUUUCUAUGAUGCAGAUAGCAACAAGGGCUACAUUGCUUGGAAGCUCAAAAACACACAGCGAGAACUCAGCAGCAGCAGUAACAGUGGAGUUCGGAGAAGGAGGUCUCAGAGUUCAGACAGCAGUGGACCGGAGUUGGAGAGGGAAGUAACUAAAGAGCAACAGCUGGAGGGAGACCAGUGCUGCGAGGCCAUAUCUCUACUGAAACACAGCACCGACAAAGAACAGAGGUCUGUACUACGAAGCUGGAUUUGGUCUUAGCGAGAUAACUUCUAGGUUUUACGUACAACAAAGGUGGAUCUCUUUUUAUCCGGGUCCGUUGCCCCGGUAACUUACGCGGAACGCCAAACCUGCUCCGGAGAGGGUUAUGUUUCAGGAUAAGAGCUCAGCAGGUAUAAAAGACCGCCCAGUGACCAAUCGGAUCUCUUGGAAAAUGGCUUGCCCACUUUUGCCAGAUCCCGGGGACAUCGUUGCACGGAUAGUGAGAAGAGCGCUUCGCGUUUAUUCACGAUCGUUCAAGUCUAAGCAAUGCACUGAUAUUUGCCAAGCUCCAGGUUCCAAUUUCAUGCAGCAUAUCAGUCAUCAUUCAGAAUUUAUUGAAGCAGAUUGGAAAACUCCUCUUAACCCCAAAUGUAUCUGCAGAUGACAUGUGACCAUCAGAUGAUGAAGAAAAAAAAAAGGCAGUGUGAGGAAAUCACUGUUUACGUGUUGAAAUAUGUACAAAUAAAAUCUUCCAAUAAACUUACAAACUACUUAAAAGGAUGUUUUUAGAUUUACUUUUAUUUGCUCCCAUAUAAUCUUUUCCCCACUGCUGUUGUAUCUGAAAUAAUGAGGUCAUUGAUGGAGGUGAUCACACACGCUGCAUGACAACAUAUUAUUAUUUUUAUAUUAUUUCAUUUUUUUUUUUUUUUGCCAGCAGUCCCUCCAGUUUUUAGCGGCUGUGGCUGUCCUGCUCCUCACUGUUAUAAUGUUUCGGUACUCCUCGUAAAAUAAUGCUCUGUUCUUCGGCUGUGAAAAAUGACGUGCAGCCUUCUCCAUUGUGGAGAUUGGUCCGGUGGAACUGACCCCACCCCCUUUACGUGUGCGCGCACAGAUCUGAAGAGGCCACACCUGGAUUAAGUUAUCGAGUUGAUAACCGGCUUCGUAGUACAGCUGAUCGGGAUCGCGGAGAUCCAGUGAAGUUGAGCAAGUUGUCGCAGAGUUAUCCUGGAUGUGUUAAUCCAGCUUUGUAGUACAGGGGCCUGUUCUAUGAAGCAAGUUCAACCUAGCGAGGUAGUCUUGGAGCUACCUCGCUCAACUUAGCGCGGUAGCCAGCGGUCUCGCUACACGGUUUUACGACGCUGUUUAUCAACCUCAUAAGUGGAUCCAGCUUUGCUAUGAGCGCGUGCACACAUAUAAGGCGGAGUCCGCCGCAUCUAACCAAUCGCGAACAUGGAUCAGUCUGGAGCGUCAGAGCAGGCUGGAGAGUGAAAGACCGCAGACUUUACAAACGAGGAGCAGGAGACAAUCAUGAGAAAGUAUGAAGAAUUCAAAGCUACCAUAAACCUCAAAAGCAACACCGUCGCCGCUGCAAAAGCACGGAGUGAAUGCUGGCAGAAAAUGCAUCUUUGAUGCCAUUAUCACCCUGAAAUAGCACUGUUCAACAUGCGCUUUUAACGAAGGUGACAGUCCCUGAAUUGGAUGAUCUGUCCCCGAUUUAAGCGUUUCAUGAAUGAGAACAAAAAUGUUGCAUGUGGGGAAGAACAACGGUUGUUACAGUAGGUAGGAAACACAAGUAAGCAGUCCUGAACAACAGUAUUUACGGGGGUUAUUAUAAGGGGCAUGUGCUGCUACUAAUAGUACCGAGAUGUUGUCUGUGAUCACACAGCCCAUGCAGCUCAUGCCCAUUCAUUUCCAAGAUGAAUCAUUCAUUUGUUCAUUCCUAUCGUGUUUACAUUUUUUGUGUGAUAUGUAGGCCAUAUGAGCCUUUCAUAAAGGUGGUCAUCCGGAAAAGUACAUGGGUCCGUGCGGUCCCUGUAAACUCUCGCGCGCCGGAGUGCUCCUCCUCGGACAAUGCGAGCACCGAGGUUUACAGGAUCCUCCAAGAACGGACAAGCCGUUUUUCGAGAGAGCUCAUUGGUCAGUGGGUGGGGUUUUUAUGCUCGGUGAGUUCAAUCUGGAACUUAACCUGCCCCGGAGCAGGUUAGCCGUUCAGCGUAUGUUGCUAUGGAGACUCGCCUCGCUAAGAAGUGAACCCGCGUCGUAGAACAGGAAACCCCGAACUUACCCUCGAAGUUACCUCGCUAAGCAGUAAUCCUGCUUCGUAGAACAGGCCCCAGGCCUCAGAUCUUCACAAGAAUGAGAACAACCUUCCAACACAGACAAAAGUUGAUCCAUGAUCCUGAGCGAUGCAGCACAGUGCUUACAGUUUUCCCAAGGUUCCUUGACACAAAAGGCCUUGUAAGUUCAUGUGAAUUAUGUUAAUGUUUUUUUUUUCAUCAAUAACAGCUUUGUAAAGAUUAAAAUAGUAACUUCCUUCCAUUGCCACCAUCAUCAAGUACACCUGCACUUGCUUCUUCUCCUUUAGGCUCUACUUUGAGCUGUUGUUUGGAGCAGAGACUUCAUCAAAAUUCUUGGAGAAGUGGGGAACACUCCUGAAGGCGAAAAUAAUCGAGCAAGCCAAAAACCUCAGUAAGACACCCCAGCUUGACUAUCUCAUUCAGUCGGCAGACAAGAACCCUGAUGAGGAUGACGAGGUCCCAGGUAAGUGACAUAAAUGAAUUCCCUGUGUAUAUCUGCCCACCAUUUCAGAUGUUGUCUUAUUGUAUUUACUGUGAUAUGGUUGUGCUAAUAGCACUUUUAUUGACAAGAGCCUUAUGAAUGUUUAUAUUGAUUUGUCAGGUGCAUCUCAUGCUGAAAUUAGAGUUUCUCCUCCCCUCUUCUCAGGUUGGGAUAGUGACAUGGCCUCAAUCCUCCUGCUGGUCUACCUCCUGCCACCAAGUGGAAAGAAGGGAGCCAUGGAGAUCAGUAUCCAGGAAGCUGUGGAUUGUGUAGUGAAGUUUCAUAAGGUUGGUGUAUCCUGAUUUCCAUUUUGAAACAAUCCAAUAUCAACGAGUGGAAUCCACACUCCAAAAACAAAUUAAUGUUAUGACCAAUUAUCAUUUCUCUUGAUACAAAGGGACUUUCCCAAGUAGAUUUUCUCACAGGGAGAGAGAGUCACAAGAUGGGGUAGCAUGACAACAUACUGGAUAAAGUAAAUUUCAGUCAGCAAAUAUCCGGAUCUAAGAAUAUAGUUAAGGGUUUACUUAAUCUGUUGGCAAUAAAUAUAAACACAUUUUUAUAAUUGCGGUACUUUAUAAAUAGCAAUACAUAUAAACACAUUUUUAUAAUAUAAAUAGCAAUUAACAAAUUCAUUUACAUCUUUAAUUAAAAUUUUGAUUUAUUCUUUUUUCUUUUUCCUUUUGAAGUGAUUCUCUAACUGUGCUAUCAGAUUUCUGUCUGACUUAUCCAUAAAAAAUGAUGUAUAGCGUAGUUAUACUUUUGAUUGUUAUCUUGCAGGCGGGUCGCAGCCUUCAGGAGCACUCUGGUCCAGCCCAGCGGAGGCUACCCUACACCCUGGCAGUUGGCAUGACAAGGAACAACAUCCAUGACUACUACAUUGCGAUGGAUGGUGAGCUCCAUCCUUGCAAGGCCAAGUCUUCCCUGUCAGCCUUUGAUGAACUUUUCAAGACACAUUAUGUGUUUGGUAUCUCCUAUGACCAGGCCCUAAACAGCAUGUUCACGUUUGUGCAAACCACCAUUUGCAAUAUUGAUGUAGGGCUUUCUCAUGAAACUCCCAGAGUCAAGGACCUUAGGGCAAAGCUCCUCAACUGAAGUUGCGAUGUACAAAUGCUUUGUUUGCCAGUCUACUUUUGUCACCAUCCAGCAGUUGCUUCGUCAUCUCAAACUUACACAUGCCUUUUUUCCCGGCAAGAAGUUUCAUUUGGUGUGUGGCCAGAAUGGAUGCCGCCAGAGAUUUUGCACUUUUUCAGGCUUCAGGAAACAUCUCCAUUAUAAGCAUAGUCCUGAAAGUCUAGUUCAAAUUGAUAAUGAAUCUGUCACUCCUUCAGUUGUUGUAUCUGAUCAGCAAACAAUGUCAGCUUUAAUUUCAGAGCAACCAGUGAAUUCUCAAAGCUGUAAUGAGACUAGGCAACAACAUACCCAAUAAAUGUGUGCUUCCCUUAUUGCAAAACUCCAAAGCUCUGGUGUGGCUACUAAUGUCAUGAUGACUGUUGUUGAAAGUAUGGAGGAGCUUAUAGAGGAACUGCAUUCGGACGGAGCACUACCGCAGGUCAUUCCUGCCCUCUGCAAUAAGACUUUACAAUGAACUGUAAUAAUAACUGGAUUUACACCACCACUUUUUUCUGGCAUUUAAAUUGUGUAUAUUGUAGAUAGUUUUAUUUUUCUUCUCCCUUUUUCCUUUUUCUAAUUUUUUUCUUAAUUAUUACAUUUAUUUAAGUUCUUAAUAUUAGGAUCUUUAUUUUUAUAACUGCAUUUUUGCACUCUUUGUCUGUGAUGCUGCUGUGACAAAAAAAUUUCCCCCAUGGGGGAUCAAUAAAGGAAUAUUCUAUUCUAUUCUAUUCUUCUUCUUCUAAAUGUUAAAGAUGAUGUUGUAAAAUUACUCCCCAAUGUUGAGGACAUUAUUACAAAAGUUGAUGAUUAUUUUGAAAGCCUUGACAAUCCAUUUAGCAAACUGAACACUGAGACAAAAUGGAAAAAACAUUUCAAUGAGAAAUGGGGUCUUGUAGAACCUGUUGAGGUCGCUCUAGGGGUGAGGUAUGACACCAGAAGGAAUCGAACCACUGGCACAUACGAUCAUGUUCCUGUGGCAGACAAAUUUGUGUACAUUCCUCUAUUGGAAACGCUGAAGUUUAUAUUCAACAACAGGGAGAUUUUAAAUCAUAUUUUGCAGCCUUGUGAGAAGACUGGGUUUUAUAAAGAUUUCUGUGAUGGGAGCUAUUUUAAAGGUCACUCUCUCUUCUCUAAAAAACCAAACUCUCUCCAAAUACAGAUAUUCUAUGAUGAUUUUGAAGUGGCAAAUCCACUAGGAUCCAGACAUGGCAUCCAUAAGAUUGGAAGUAUAUACUUUAUUUUACAAAAUCUGUCUCCAAAGAUAAACUCAGCACUUAUGAAUAUUAAUCUUUUGGCACUUUUUCAUACAGAGGAUGUAAAGAAGUAUGGAUUUAAUGUUAUCUUAGAACCCCUCGUACAAGAUCUGAAAGUGCUUGAGUGUACAGGAGUUGAAGUUCCUUUCUCUGAUGAAGCAGUUUGUGGAACAAUUGCACAGGUGACUGGGGACAAUUUGGGAUUGCACUCACUACUUGGGUAUGUAUAAUCAUUCAGUUCAAACUAUUUUUGCCGCUUUUGUCUGGUAGACAAACAAACCUCACAGACAGUUUUCAGUGAUGAUGAUCCAAGAAUAACACUCUGCAAUAAAGUACUGCAUGCUCAGCAUUGCAAUGACUUGAAAGCAGAUCCUACACUGCCAUCAACAUUUGGAGUGAAGCGAACAUGUUUACUCAAUGAUCUACAGUACUUUGAUGUUUCUGAUAACUAUGCUGUAGACAUUAUGCGUGAUAUAUUGGAAGGAGUUGGGCAGUUUGAGCUAAAGUUGCUUUUUGGUUACCUCUCAGACAACAACAUCAUAUCCAAGACAGAUAUUUGUAGCAGGAUAUAUUCAUACAAUUAUGGCUUUGUUGAGAGAAAAAAUCGAGCAACCAGAGUAAACUUGGAGCAGACUGGAAAUGGAAUUGGUCUCAGUGCCAUUCAGACACUUUGCUUGAAUGUGCCCUUGAUAUUUGGAGAUGUUGUACAAGAAGGAAAUGCACAUUGGAGACUCUUGCUGCUUCUGCUGCAAAUCAUGAACAUCACAUUUUCUCCCAUCAUUACUGAUGGUAUGACAGUAUGUCUGAGGCAUCUCAUUCUUGAACAUCAUAAACUUUCAAAGAGCUUUAUUCACAUCGCAAACAUCACUUCAUGAUUCAUUACCCCAGAUCCAUUCGAAAAAUAGGUCCAAUUCUUCAUGUUUGGGCAAUGAGGUUCGAAGCCAAACACAGGUUUUUUAAGAACACAAUCAACAAUUCAAAAAUAUAACGAAGUCAUGAGCUAAAAAACAUCAGAUGGCUGUGGCAUACCACUGGGAAUCAAUGCCAUUUGAAAGUAUUAACUGUGGUCCAGUAAAAACUGUUCAGCUUAAUGCCUUGGCAAAUGGUGAAAUAAUUGCUGAAGAACAGCAGGUUGACUUGGACUGUGAAGUUGGUGUGACAUCUUGGAUCACUUGUUUUGGGACAGAGUAUCGCCCAGGCAUUCUGGUUUGUUCAAACAUAGAGGAGGAUUUCCCAGUACUUAGUCAGAUAAAAGACAUUGUUUCAUUUGAUGGACACUGUUUUCUUGUAGCAGAAGAUUUUGAGACACUUAGUUUUGUAGAGCAUUUUCAUUCUUUUCAUGUCAGACAGGGAAAUCCUGAGAAUGUAUCCAUGCUGAAAGUUGAUGAGUUGCUCCUGUUUAAGCCAUUUGAUCUGCAGACAACGUAUGGUUUUGACAGAAAUGAUCAGUAUGUGGUGCCUGUGCAUGUUUUUGUAUAAGAAAUGUGUCACUGUAGUGGUAACAUGCUUUUUUUCAUCUUGGCAAUUAUUUUUGCAAAAAUGUCCAGGUUUUUUUUGCACCAUGGCUCCAUAACUUAAGACAUGUGUAUGUCCUUCUAACAAGAGUUGACUGUUAACUUCAGUAACAUUAAGACAAUAUACUUGUUAGAAUCUGUGGUAAUAAUUAUUAUAGCAAUAAUAAUAAUAAAGAUGUUAUAUUUUAUAUAUAAGAAACUCUUGUGUGGACCAUAUAUUCCUGAAGUGUUUAAUAAUUAACCUCAAAAGUGUUGGGUGUACACCAGUCAUAGAGUACAUUCUCACUCUCAGAGUGUUAAAUAAUCAGCUCUGCAAAGUACUAUAAAUUACUUGAGAGUAUAUCUUUUUCUCUCUGGGAGUUCUAGGUUUACACUGCAAGUUUUAAAAAGCACCAAUUGACGGAGUACAAUUGCACACUCAGAGGGUUCAAGUCUAACUCUUUAUUUUGAGUAUAUAUUUUACACUGUUGUCGGUGUUCAGUGAACACCAAACUCUUGGACCUAUAUACAUAGAAACUGGAGUUAAAUGUACACUUAUAGUGUACAAUAUACACUGUGAAUUUUGCAGUGUAUUGUUGCUGUUUUCUCACUGAGUCAGAGGGUGGCAUACCUUAGUGUUGUUGCAGUCCAUUUUAAUCUCUUUGGAUUAAGCGCAGCCACUUGUUGCUCUGUGGAGCUGACAUCCUGCACACAGUCCGGCACCAUUAUAAAGCUGAUUCAGCAACUUCAUAAGAGGCUGAUAUCAAUACUUCUGUGUCUCAUUUACACUGAAGGAUCAAGCUAAGAUUUUUUUUUUUUAAAUAUUAAUUGAAGUAAAGGAAACAUUUAAAUGUAAGUAAUUCAAGGAAAACCACUUGGAGGACUGUCAGAGGACAUUAAUGUCUCCUCUAAUGUUUGUGGUUCAUUUCCAGAGUGCAUUCAUUGAGAUUACAAAUUGCACCUCCUCUCAGUAGCCUGCUUUUUAAAAUGCUAUGGUUUAGUAUGUGAAAUGAUAUGUGUAUGUAUGUUUAGGUUUCAGACCAGCAUUUACCUUUUCCAUACAACAAACAAAAGACACUUUCAGACAGGAGGGAGAGGGGCCUCAGCGCUCCAAUCUCCUCUAAUUUCCAGUGGCUUUUUCACCUCAUGUUUGUGUUAGAUAUGUUACCCACACACACACGCUCACCACAAGUUCUCAAGAAGGUGAAAUUGGCCAUGCAACCAACACAUUUAAGCUGCUGUGA
This is a messenger RNA of Xyrichtys novacula (pearly razorfish), 9550 nucleotides long. The record is from the annotation of a GenBank genome assembly. NCBI's taxonomy places the organism in Eukaryota, Metazoa, Chordata, Actinopteri, Labriformes, Labridae.